Uranotaenia lowii is the source of this 603-nucleotide messenger RNA. RefSeq names its product eukaryotic translation initiation factor 4E-like. Gene Ontology annotation, cellular component: eukaryotic translation initiation factor 4F complex. The transcript has a single exon. The record is from RefSeq and is a predicted model, not a curated record. Bases 104 to 598 code for a protein of 164 amino acids. Gene Ontology annotation, biological process: translational initiation. Gene Ontology annotation, molecular function: translation initiation factor activity; RNA 7-methylguanosine cap binding. Lineage: Eukaryota; Metazoa; Arthropoda; Insecta; Diptera; Culicidae.
UGAAGAACAGUGAGGUGUUUCGUCUGCAGCGCUCAUCGGAAAACGGAUAACCAGGGCUUUUCCCUCAUCGUUCACGUGCGCGCAAAUUGUAACGCCUAGCAGCAUGACCACCGUUGUGUGUGCUAUUGGGCGAUCCCCGUGGCGAUACCGCUACCAAAACCAAGGCGGCACCGUCGAUCCGGAAUGCCUCAUCAAACAUCCGCUGCAUUUCCAGUGGACGCUCGGGUAUCAGGAACCGGAUAAGAACAAGUCGUGGGGAGACAACCUGAAAGAGGCGGCCACCGUCGGUACCGUGGAGGACUUCCGGAAAUUAUACAACCACAUCAAGAGCCCGUCGGACCUGAAGACCGGGUGCGAUUAUUCGCCGUUCAAGCAGGGCCUUCGCCCCAUGUGGGAAGACGAGAAGAAUUUCCGCGGCGGCCAGUGGGUGAUCAACGUUGGCGAGGUUUUCGAUAACCCUGAAGAAAUUUGCGGUGCCGUCGUGAAUGUUCCCCAGAAGAUGGAUAAAAUUGCGAUUUGGACCUCCACUGUCAUGAACCGGGACGCGCCGAUGCAGGAGAAAGCUAUAAGUCGAAUUUUUGCCACGUCCGAACAAUAAUUGUA